GAGCCACGUGCUAAAUGUGCUAACGCCUGGUGUCGACUGGCAGUGGCUAAAGCAAAAUCCCUAACGCCAGCGCAGUGCCGGUGCGAAGUUGAAAUUUUUGUUGAAAAUUUUGUUAUAGGAAAAAAAUCGCUGCUAGCCGAGCAGUACUCGUGAACGGCGCUAUAACUCACAUUCGGGAAGGGAAGGGAAACAUGAGCAUGAGCAUGGCACCGGCCACCGUCCUCCAGUUGUUGCGCGGCCUGACCACGCCGCGCGUUCUCACCCGAUUCCACCAGCACCGCGCAUUGGGUAAUCACCAUAACCACCACAACCACCACCACAGCCAACACCACCGACUGUCCACUGGCACACCGCUGCCGUCGGCAGCUCCACCGGCCCUCUGCCCCAUCCUGCACACUGCGCGCCGCCACAGCAGCACUGCCAAGCAGGAAGCAGCUGAAGGAGCCACUGGUGCCACCGCGGCGGCCCCGUCUCCCGUCUCGAAUGCCCCGCUGCUGGCCAAGCUCUUUCCCCAGACCUCGCCAGAGGUGGACACCAACGCCGAGCAGGAGCGCCAGAAGCGCGAGGAGGAGGAGGCUAAGGAGAACGAGCGCGCCUGGAAGCGCAUGAAGCUGGGUUUCGCAAUCUUUGGAGGCGGCGGCGUUGCUGCCGGACUGUGGGCCGUGUACGAGUUUGGAAAGCCCGAGCUGGAUCCCAACGGGCAGACGAUCGAGGACGAGUUCACACACAAGCCGCUGGUGCAGCAGUAUCUGCAGCGCAUGUGGAAGAGCAUUCACUACUAUCAGCGCAUGAUACAGGAGCCGUCGCGGGCCAAGCUGCUGCCCGAUCCGCUCAAGCCGCCGUAUGUGCAGCCGCGCUAUACGCUUGUCCUGGAGAUGAAGGACGUGCUGGUGCACCCGGACUGGACAUACCAGACUGGCUGGCGCUUCAAGAAGCGUCCCGGCGUCGAUCAUUUUCUCGCCGAGUGCGCCAAGGACUUUGAAAUUGUUGUCUUCACUGCCGAACAGGGCAUGACCGUGUUCCCAAUUUUGGACGCCCUUGAUCCCAACGGGUACAUUAUGUACCGCCUGGUCAGGGAUGCCACGCACUUUGUGGACGGACAUCAUGUCAAGAACUUGGACAACCUCAAUCGCGACCUGAAGAAGGUAAUAGUUGUUGACUGGGAUGCGAAUGCCACCAAGAUGCAUCCGGACAACACAUUCGGCUUGCCCCGCUGGCAUGGCAAUGACGAUGAUGGCCAAUUGCUGGACCUCAUCGCCUUCCUAAAGAUUAUUGCGCAGAACAACGUGGACGAUGUGCGUGAGGUGCUGCACUACUAUCGCCAGUUCGACGAUCCCAUCAAUCAGUUCCGGGAAAACCAGCGCAAGUUGGCUGAACAAAUGCUGGAGGCGGAACGCAUCGAGCAGUCGAAGACCAAGCCCAUGGUCAAGCAGUGGUCGCGCAGCAUUCUGGGGCGUUAGGAGGCUGGCCACCACGCACACCCCGUUCCAUAAUCAUACCUUAACCUUCCGCCUUGCCCCGGAGCACACUCAGAGAUCGGGACAAGCAACAAACAACCUGCAGCAGCACACUGGCCAUAUUUUUUGUCGACUAAGCGUUAGGAGUAGGCAGCAGGAUGGGAAGGCACGCUCCUUCAUUUGCUCCUUUGGGCGAAGAUGAGGCGC
Molecule: messenger RNA, 1664 nt
Organism: Drosophila erecta
Lineage: Eukaryota; Metazoa; Arthropoda; Insecta; Diptera; Drosophilidae
Gene: ttm50
Product: mitochondrial import inner membrane translocase subunit TIM50-C
Exons: 5
Coding region: 192-1460 (422 amino acids)
Molecular function (GO): phosphoprotein phosphatase activity
Source: RefSeq, a predicted model, not a curated record